Hydra vulgaris (swiftwater hydra) is the source of this 3183-nucleotide messenger RNA. RefSeq lists its product as uncharacterized. The record is from RefSeq and is a predicted model, not a curated record. Lineage: Eukaryota; Metazoa; Cnidaria; Hydrozoa; Anthoathecata; Hydridae.
CUUUUUAAAGGUAUUUACUUGUUUGUAUUUUCUUAAAGAAUUACUUUUAAUUUUAUAGUUUUUAUAUUAUUUUGUUAGGUAAUAAAUAAUAAAAAUAAUUAAUAUGGAGAAAUGUGACAUUGGAAAAAGUCUUAACAUUCAUUGCCACAAACAGGAUUUUCAAGAAAACAAGGUUUUGUUCAAUUUAAAGAUCUUCCUUGUGAAAAAAAGAAGAAAUAAUAUGGCGAGCAAAUUUAAAGGAAAAAUAUAGUUCAAUAAGAAUUAUAUGUUGUUAUCAUGAGCAAUUCUAUGGAAAAUAUUUUGAGAGAAAAAUUACAAAGUGUUGCAAUCCUUUUGGAACACACAAGGAAAGUAAAAAAUUGCUAUAAAAGGUAAUAUAAAGAUUUCCAUAGACAUGGCAAACUAUUUGCAAAAAAAUAAUGUUUAUGUAACCCCAGGUUGGAAAUUCUGCAGUAAAUGUUACAAAAAAGCAAUAGAAACUGAUGAAGAUUUAAAUUCACAGGAGGAAUGGGAAUCAAAAAGUGAGAAAAAAAUUAAGUUAGAUGCCACUAUAGAAUUGCUUGGAAUCUCACCGGUCAAACUAAAAAGUCUUUCAAAACACAGCAAAUUGCCAGUAGCAAAACAAAAGUUUGAGAACACUAUUGACAGAGUUGCAAAAAUGGUCUCAUUAGCAUAUAAUAUUAAAGAAACUUUUUUAACAACAGAAAUAAAAAGCCCCAUUUUAAACAACAACAUUAACAAUGACCAUGAUCUAGACAUUUUAAUGUAUGAAAUAAAAAAUAAAAUUUCAGAGACUGACUCUUAUCGCCAUAAGGUGCAAAUGUUAACACUCGCACCAAAAUCAUGGACACAUAAAAAGAUAUCAAGCUACUUUGAAGUGUCUGAGUAUCUUGUUCGAACAGCAAGAAAAGUUAAAAAUGAGAAUGGAAUUCUAUCAUUACCCGGGAAAAAAACUGGAAACCCACUUUCACCAGAAUCAGUUAAUUUAGUGAUUAACUUUUAUCAAAGUGAUGAAUUUUCAAGAAUGAUGCCAGGAAAAAAAGAUUAUGUAAGUAUUAAGAAAAACCAACAUGUUCAAAAAAGAUUAUUGCUACUCAAUCUUAAUGAAUUACAUGUUGCAUUUAAAAAAGACUACCCUAACGUCAAAGUCAGUUUGUCAAAGUUUUGUACUCUUAAACCUAAAUGGUGUAUUACAACUAAUGCGUCAGGUACCCACAAUGUAUGUGUUUGCAUACAUCACCAAAAUACAAAAUUUCUCAUUGAUGCCAUUAGGUGGAAUAAAAGUUAUAAAGAUUUCAUGGCAUUGAUUGUUUGCUCUCUUAAAAAUGCAGAAUGUAUGUUGCAUCGAUGUAACCAAUGUCCUGUUAUUGAGGCGUUAAAAAGUUUUUUAGUGCAGGAGUUUAUGGACCAUGAGCAUGAAGAAGAUGUAGUAUUUAAGCAAUGGCAGAGUACAGAUCGUACAACACUACUUUCACAGUCAUUGCCACUAGAUGAAUUUAUUGAUUUAUUAUGUAACAGUAUUGACAACCUUACCACUCAUUCAUAUAUUGCAAAAACUCAAAGUAGAUACUUAAAAAACUGUAAAGAAAAUCUUAACCAAAACGAAUGCUUAAUUUUAGGAGAUUUUGCAGAAAACUAUCAAUAUGUUGUUCAGGAUGAGGUUCAAAGUUAUCACUGGAGCAAAAGUCAAUGCUCACUUUAUACAGUUGUACUUUAUUUUAUAGAGAACAAACUUCUCAAACAUAAAUCUUUUUGUUACCUUUCAGAAGAUGUUGAUCAUGACACAGGAUUUAUUUACAAGACUCAGGAAAAUAUAACUAGAUAUAUCAAAGAAAAUCUACCUGAUGUAUCAAGUGUGAAAUACUUUUCUGAUGGUUGUGCAGCACAAUUUAAAAAUUUAAAAAUUUUUAUCAAUCUUUGUCAUCACAGUAAAGACUUUGAUUUAAAUGCUGAAUGGGUAUUUUUUGCUACCAGUCAUGGUAAAUCCCCCUCUGAUGGUAUUGGUGGGACUGUUAAAAGAGUAGUAUGUCAAGAAAGUCUAAAACAAAUAACUACUGGGCAGAUUUUAGAUGUUAAUUUAAUGUACUCCUUUUGUAAAGCCAAGAUAAAUGGAAUUUAUUUUAAGUUAUUUUCAAAAGAAGAAAUUGAUCAAACACGAGCACAAUUAGAAAAAAGAUAUUUAGGUGGAAGAACAGUUCCUGGCACAAGGAUGUAUCAUCAUUUUAUUCCAAUUGCUCCAAACACUAUAAGUUAUAAAAAAAUAAGUAUUGAUGCAUGCACUGAAAUAUUUGAUAUCAUUCCAAAAAGCAAACAUUAUGUAGAUAUUUCAUUAAAUAUUAAAAAAAUGGAUUAUAUUGCAUGUUUUUAUGAUGGAUUUUGGUGAGUAGGGAUUGCUGAAGAUGUAAGUGAGCUUGAUAUAAAAGUCAGAUUCAUGCAUCCACAUGGACCAGGUAAAAACUUCUUUUGGCCAAUAAGAACUGAUGAGUGUUGGGUGCUCAUUUCUGAAGUUAUAUGCCUAAUUUCUACACCCACAACAAUAUCAGGUCGUACAUACAACAUAACUGAUUUAGAUUUGGAGAAUAUAAACUGUUGGUUACAAAAAAAAAUUAUUUAUGCUUAAAAUAAUUUUGUUUUUAUUUUAUUUACCUAAUUUGCAUUUUAAAUGUCUUUUAUUUUUUUCAAAUCCUUGGAUUGUAGGCUGAGGAGGGGUGGGGGUUUAAAUAAAUCACAAAUCACUCCCAUCUUAUUAUGUCAAUGACUAUAUUAGUCUAAAACUACAUAAAGAUAUUUAUUGUCAAUAUGUUUUAAAAACAUUUUAAAACAUUUGUUUUUGAAAUUUAUGACUUCGUAAAAAGAUCUUUGAAAUAAGAGGUAAGUAUUUAUCGAUUUGAAGUAACGCAAAUAAAUCGUUUCUCAAACUUAAACUGAAAAAAUAUGUUUUUAAAAUGUAUUUUAACAAUCAACUAUUAUUUAUUCAUUUUAUGAAAAAAAAAAAAAAAAAAUCUAGGGAGAUUUGGGGAGGGGGCAAAGGGGCCUCCCGUGGGUAGGGAGGGCAUCUCCCUUGGCCCAUGACUUUAAAUGUUUAUUUAAAUUUAAACUAGUCAAUAAAUAACACUAUUUGGUGUUUUAUUCAAAUAAAUGUUUAAAAAAAUAUUUUAAUUGCUUUUGUUACAAAAUUUAAAU